Molecule: messenger RNA, 3648 nt
Organism: Spodoptera littoralis (African cotton leafworm)
Lineage: Eukaryota; Metazoa; Arthropoda; Insecta; Lepidoptera; Noctuidae
Source: the annotation of a GenBank genome assembly
AUGGCGCUGAUGGACAGCAUGUGUCCGCGGAGGCCGCUGGGCCUGCUCGUCGCGCUGCUCGCGGCCGCUGCGCUCGCCAACCAGCUCGAGGACAUCCCGCACAAUGAAGUCAAGAACUGGGCGCUAAAAUUCGGCGUCGACUUAUGGGAAUUCGGCAGACAUUUUACAAAAAUGAAUCAAAUACAAAAUAAAUACCAUGAGUACAACGUGGACGUUGUGCGGAAGGAUGGCUUGCUACUCGUGCGCGAGCUCGCCGCUGAGGUCAAGAACCACAUGGACUUCAAGAUAAACGCAGUAAUGCGCAUAAUGGACAGUGCAGAGGCAGCUGCUUUAUCAGCAGGCAAUGCGGGCAGCGAUGGGGCUCCAGGGUCAUACUAUGACGCUCGCUGGUUGAACGUGCACGCAGACGACGGGACCCUGGCAGCGCGAGCACGCCGGCUGACACUAACACCGAGUAGACAUUUCGACCACAUCGCCGUCAACACCAGCUACAGCGCUGUGCUCAUGCCACCCUACAUCAACACUGAAGAUGGUGAGGUUCAGAACCAGAUCGCGUGGUCGGAGCACUUGGACCCCCUGUUCGUGAAUAACUACGAGAUUGAUCCGACGCUGUCAUGGCAAUACUACGCUUCUUCCACCGGAUUCAUGAGGCGAUACCCAGCAAUGUCCUGGCCUCCAGAAGAUGGAUACUCACACCACGCAAGAGACUUCUACGACUUUAGGUCUUCAAAUUGGUUUGUGGAAGCAGCAACAUCUCCUAAGGACCUCGUGAUCUUGCUUGAUGACUCCGAUGACCUGAGCUCGUCUUACUGGCGGUUGGCCAAGUCUACCGUCUCCGCUCUUCUGGACACUUUAGGACCGAAUGAUUUCGUCAAUAUCUAUCGAUACAGCGACACGAUAUCUGAACUACACUCAUGUUAUACGAAGGUUUUGGCUCAGGCUCUUCCAGAGACAAUAAGAGAGUUAAAAACUGCAUUAUGGAACGCUGAGCUUUCGGGGGGUGUGGCCAAUCUGACAGGCGCCCUUACAACGGGCUUCGAGAUUUUACAUCGGUAUAAUCGAACUGGUCUUGGGUGUCAAUGCAACCAAGCAAUAGCCGUGAUCGGCGCGGGAGGUGGCGCUGCCGGCGUAAAAGGAGUAUUCCGCACGUGGAACUGGCCACACAUGCCUGUCCGCAUCUUUACAUACCGCGUCGGUGGAGACGCUGCCGCUGGACAUACUAUGAAGGACAUGGCUUGCACUAAUAAAGGUUUCUACGUGACGAUAAACGAGCACUCUGAGAUUAAAUCGAAGGUGUUACACUUCGUGGAGGUGUUGGCUCGGCCGCUUGUCAUGUACCAGACCAUGCAUCCUGUGCACUGGAGCCCCGCGUACGUUGGCGGAAGGAGCAGUAGCUUAGCUGAUGAUGGCAUGGGUCAGCUGAUGUCUUCUGUCACCGUACCAAUCUUCGAUAGGAGAAACCACACGCAAAGAGAAGCUAAUUUACUCGGCGUGGUUGGAACUGAUGUCCCUAUCGAUCAAAUAAAGAAGCUCGUGCCACCAUACAAGUUGGGUGUGAACGGUUAUUCGUUCAUGGUGGAUAACAACGGGCAUGUAUUGUAUCAUCCUGAUUUGAGACCAUUGCAUACGAACGAGGAAUACACUGAGACGCUGCGUCCUCUGUACUCGAGUGUGGACCUCACCGACGUGGAACUGCUCGUCGACUCCGAUGAGAACUCUAGGGUCAACCUCACCUCGCUGCUACUCGAUCUCCGUCACGACAUGAUAGAACAGCGGGAAGGUGAGACUGAGAUCGCAGUGAAGGUGCAAUACGACAACAUGAGACGCGUCGCUACCAGGCGACAGAGGUACUUCUACAGUCCGGUAGAUGGCACUCCAUUCUCGCUGGCCGCAGUGUUGCCAGACGGAUACGGCAUGUACGAACUGCAGGCGGAGCAGGAGGUCAAGCAUAGUCCUGUUAAUGUCACAGAAUACUUCAAAGGUGAAAACUGGAAAGUUCAUCCGGACUGGGUGUAUUGUGAAUACGCUUCGACAUCCGACCAGACGUUUAAUUCUGCGGAGGAGCAACUAAUGCACUUCUUGUCCCGCGCGGGUCGGCCUGGGUGGAAGUGGAUGUCACUACGACCGCGCGCGCUCACACUACACAACGCGCACAAGAAGCAGGAUAGGGACUCUUAUUAUUGUGACAAAACUUUAGUGCAAUCAUUAAUUAGGGAUGCAAUGGUAAUCAAAGAAUUGGACGCUCACACUGGACAUGCCAGCCAUCACUCACACCCGAUAGCGACUUUAAUGGCACUCCUUACAAGGCAAGGACGGUUCCACAAGUUCGUGGUGACGCUGUCGUUCAUCGCAACACGCAGCGGUCUGCUUCGCUGGACUGAGAACGUCAACACCUCCAGGAGCACUGACUCGUCAGAACCGCAUUUCAGUGAAAGAUACUCUCGCGCAUACGACUCGGAAUGGUAUCGUCGCGCGGUAGAGCACCACGCCAUCGAACCCGAGAGCUUCGUAUUCUCGGUGCCCUUCCGUGAUGGCUCGGAGGCUGAGGAGCUGAGUGGUCGCCCUCCUCUAGUGCUGGCCACGCACGCUGUGUUCGUGGAGUCCCGCGGACAUCGUGCACCCGCCGCCGUCGUGGGCCUCCACUUCCAGCUAGACUCCCUAGCAAAACACUUCUUGAACGUCACUUCAGCAUGCACAGCUGGCACUUCUUGUAAGAAGACUUGCGCAGGCGACGAGUUAGACUGUUACAUUUUGGACGACAACGGCUUCAUCAUUUUAUCAGAGGACGUCUCACAAACUGGUCGGUUCUUUGGACAAGUCGAUGGGACUAUUAUGGAUUCACUAGUACAGGAUCGAAUAUACAAAAAGGUCGUUGUACACGAUCAUCAAGGCCGAUGUCCGGACUCCAGAAACUCAUUUAGUGGUGACGGUCACAAAGUUUCGCCUCUGAAACCACUAUCCUGGCUCGGUGGAUACCUCACUAGUCUACUUGCCGUGUGGUUCCCACUAUGGGAGCCAGUGCGCGCACGAGCCAGACCAUACGCUGAGGAAGAAGUUGAUUACGAGGACUACGAGAGUGAAGAUAUGGAAAACGAUGAUGACUUGGACAGGGACCGUGGUACCUAUGAGAUCAUAAUCGACGGGUUGGGUGAGAGUUCCCGCGACAGUGGCCGGUCGCACCCGGGCCCCCCUCCUCCGUCGAGUGGAGUCCCCCCUCCCCCGCCGCCCCGCGAGGCAGCUCGCUCGGCCGCCGUGCGCCCCUGCGACACCAGCGCGGAACUGUUCACACUGCAGUCCUCACGACUCAACACCGCACAACCACUCAAGGGCAAGCUCACUAAUUGCCAUAACUCUGGCUGCGAGAGGCCGUUCAGCGUGCAGAAGAUCCCGCACAGCAACCUGAUCCUGCUGGUGGUGGACACGCUGUGUCCGUGCGGCGCCAAGCGGCUGGACGUGCGCGCGCGCGAGGCGGCCGGCCGCGCGCCCUGCCGCCGCCUCGCCGGCCACCACCGCCGCCGGCCCGCGCACUGCGGCUCCUACCAUCCCGAGGAAAUCGAGAUACAAUCGUGUGGUCGCGGCGGUCGAUUGAUCCCUGCGGUGUGGGCGGUGCUGUCCCCGCUCCUGCUGCGACAGGUGCUGAGCACGUGA